CGUUUUUGAGCACAAGACAUCUAAAAUAGUUUAGCUAGUUUAUUUUAUCCUCACCUGAGGAUAAGUUUGAUUUUAGAGAGGGAAGGGGGAGACAAAGAGAAAGACAUUGAUGUGAGAAAUAUCGAUCGGUUGCUUCCCAUCUACACCCUGACCAGGGAUAGACCCCACAACUUAGGUAUGAACCAGGCUCCAACCAACCUCCCCAUCUGGCCAGGACUAUCUAGUUAGUUCUUCAUGAAAAAGUAAAACAAGCCCAAUAAGCUGAAAUGACUAUCCAAGAUUACAAAGGUAGUCCGUGGCAAAACUGGAGUUCCAUAGUUGUUCGGCAUGCACACCAGAAUGUGUUCGACUUUUCAGCCUUAGAUGCAUAACAAGGACAACCCAUAUUGUUUCAACACAUUCUGAUUUACUCUAUCUAGCUUUGUUAACGUUUAGUAAGGAGCAAUCCCAGUAUGCAAUGCAAACAAUGAGUUAACAGUCAGUUAGAAACUACAUGUCCCAGCAUGCCAUGCUCUCCAGCAACCUCGGAAGUGGGUAUGAGGGACGCCAUUGCAUUUUGGUAGUUGCAGUCUUUCGGGACUGGCCCGCCCCUUGUGCCGCUUCCGGGGCCUACGUUUAAAGAAAACCCUACUGGGUGGCUUAGCGCCCUCGAGAGAGGUGCCGCCCUACGACCUUUGACCCCGGCCCGGGUGUCCAGCUCCUCGAAUCUCUCCCACAGCCCAAAAUGGCGGCAGAGGUGGAUUUUGGGGAUUUGGAGCUGUUCGAGGCGUUUGACCACCCAGAGGAGUCGCUCCCAAAGCCCGUUCACACGCGCUUCAAGGACGGCGACGGCGACGAGGAGGACGAGAACGGGGUUGGCGACACGGGGCCGCGGGAGCGGCUCCGGCAGAGCGAGGAAACGAUCGAGCGGCUCCGCGCCGAGAAUCAAGAACUUAAAAGAAAAUUGAACAUUCUGACUCGACCAAGUGGAAUAUUGGUGAACAACACUAAGUUAGAUGGACCUUUGUUACAGAUUCUAUUUAUGAACAAUGUUAUUUCAAAGCAAUAUCAUCAAGAAAUAGAGGAAUUUGUAUCAAAUUUAGUAAAAAGAUUUGAGGAACAGCAGAAAAAUGAUGUGGAAAAGACUUCCUUUAAUCUUUUGCCCCAGCCAUCCAGUGUUAUGCUAGAAGAGGACCAUAAAGUAGAAGGAUCCUGUACCAUUGAAAACAACAAGGAAGCUUUUAGUGUUGUAGGAAGUGUCCUGUAUUUUACUAAUUUUUGCCUUGAUAAAUUGGGGCAACCGCUACUAAAUGAAAACCCUCAGCUUACCGAAGGAUGGGAAAUACCCAAGUACCAGCAAGUCUUCAGCCACAUUGUUUCUCUAGAAGGGCAAGAAAUACAAGUAAAGGCCAAAAGGCCAAGGCCUCACUGUUUCAAUUGUGGUUCCGAAGAACAUCAAAUGAAAGAUUGCUCAAUGCCUCGGAAUGCUGCUCGAAUAAGCGAAAAGAGAAAAGAGUACUUGGACGCCUGUGGUGAAGCAAACAAUCAGAACUUUCAGCAGCGGUACCAUGCAGACGAAGUCGAAGAAAGGUUUGGAAGAUUCAAGCCAGGCGUUAUUAGUGAGGAACUUCAGGAUGCACUUGGUGUGACAGAUAAGAGCCUGCCACCGUUUAUAUAUCGAAUGCGCCAGCUAGGAUACCCACCAGGAUGGCUCAAAGAGGCUGAACUGGAGAAUUCAGGGCUUGCGCUCUAUGAUGGAAAAGAUGCUGCUGAUGGGGAAACAGAAUCUGGAGAAAUACAACACAAUCAAAAUGUCACUUAUGAUCUCUCAAAAUUGGUAAACUAUCCAGGUUUUAAUAUAUCUACUCCCAAAGGAAUUCCAGAUGAAUGGAGGAUGUUUGGUUCUAUACCAAUGCAGGCCUAUCAGCAGAAGGACGUGUUUGCCAGUUACCUUACUUCAAACUUCCAAGCGCCGAGUGUGAGGUCUGGCUCCAAGAGGUCUUCGUCUCGGUCCAGCCCUUGUAGUCCAAAGAAGCAGAAGGGGAGCAGCUCCGGUUCCCCCGCGGACAUGGAGCUCGACUCGGAUGCGGAGGCCCUGCGUGUAUCUCCGAGUGGGAAUGCUACUCGGUUUCAGCCACCAUUGCCCCCUGACACUCCUCCACUACCACGGGGAACUUCGCCCACCUUCAUUCCUCCGCUCCCCAAGGGCACCCCACCACUGACCCCCAGUGACUCACCACAGACCAGGACAGCACCUGCGCCCACGGAGGAGGACACACUGACUCUGGAAGAACUCGAAGAGCAGCAGAGGCGGAUAUGGGCAGCCCUGGAGCAGGCUGAGAGCAUCAACAGCGAUUCUGACAUGCCUGUUGACACACCUUUAACUGGAAAUUCGGUUGACUCUUCCCCUUGUCCAAACGAGCUAGAGCUGCCUGUCCCAGAGGGAAAACCAUCUGAAAAGCAGGUGCCAGAUGAGCCUGAGCCCGAGGAACAGGACACUUGUGCAAAGAAACCAGAAGUUGAACAUCCAGAGAGUCCAGAGUCCGACGCGACAUUGCUUUGUCGGCAGGACAAGGAGGAGUCGGCCGAGGGAGGCUCUGAAGGUGCGCCUCUCGAUGACGGCAGUGUGGUAUCGAACUGUGACAUCAGGAACGGAGGCAGCCAGAAGCUCCUGCCCCUGGACCCCAGUCCUUCCACAGCCACGAAAACUCACAGUCCUAUCCCUGAUAUGAGCAAGUUCGCAACUGGAAUAAUGCCAUUCGAAUUUGAGAAUAUGGCAGAAUCGACUGGAAUGUACCUCAGGAUAAGAAACUUGUUAAAGAACUCACCCCGAAACCAGCAGAAAAACAAGAAGACUUCUGAGUAACUGCUUGACACAGCACCAAGACCUAGUUCAUGAUCUACACCUUUGUGUCCUGGUCACUAGUACUAAGUGGACAGAUGAACCGUCUUCCUGUUUGUCCCUCCCAUGUUUAAAAAUCUGUCCGAGGCUUAUUUGUGGCUUAAAGUCAGGCCUGUUUUUAAUGAAUGGAAAGAUCGGGCUCGCUGGUUUACCGUAUUUUAUUCUCACUACUAAAAACGUGGGGGAGUGUAAGUAUAGAGGUUUAGAGGUAGUUUGCUUAUACUAUUUUUGGGUUGUGAGUGUCCGUGCAGAGUGAUGGUUUUUAUCGUCUUUUGUACAUUGUUUUCCCUUUCUACAUUUUGCUAAUUAUCUUGUAUAUAAGUUUAAUAGAUCACUUUUUUAAAGAAAAAAUUCUAACCAUUUUAAAUUCACAUUUCAACUUCAACAACCAAAUGAGAAAAAUCAGGGAUGAGCAGCUUUAUCCCACUUGGGGUAUUUUUGUAAGUGAUUUACAUACAUCAAUUUUAAUGACCCUUUUAUUUUUUUACAACUUCAUUCUUCAUAUAAGCUUGCGACACAGGUAUGAUCGAUCAUCUUUGUGUACAAAGGUUUAAUAAAUUAGUUUUCAGAUACAUAAUCUAAGACUUUGAAUACAAAAGGUGAUUCACAGUUAAAUUAGUAAAUAAAACCCUGUAAAUUUGGAACUAAAUUAUGUGGUUGUAAAAAUUAGUGGAACUAUAAAUGGAAGAAAAAGCAAAGGAAAUAUAAGAAAUUGGAAAAUUUGGGUGUUUUCAGUGGUUUUCAACCUUAAAUAUAAAGGAGCAGAAUCUUAAUCAUUUUGAAAAUAAUGGAGGGCAACUAGCCUUUGUACCAAAAAAAAAAAAAAAAAAAAAAAAUUCUGGACUUGAACCCCAGGAUAAAUAAUAGUUAAAAGUAGAAAGUAGACAUAAAAAAAUUGCUUUUAAUUAUCAGGUCUAUAAGAGCUGAAACAAUGGGUGUGUGUGUCCCCCCCCCCCCUUUUUUUUUUAAUUUAUUGAUUUUAGAGAGAGAGAAAUAUCGAAUUGUUGUUUCACUUAUUUACACAGUCAUUGGUUGCUUCUUGUGUGUCCCCUGACCGGGGACCAAACUUGCAACCUUGGCGUAUGGAGACAACACUCUAAUCAACUGAGGUACCCCACCAGGAUCUGAAUCUGUUUUUUGCAGGGGGUUUUUGUCUUUAUGUGCAAUACUAUUACAUCUUUAUAGUCAAGUUAUGAAAAUAAAUAUUUAAGUGAUCUUGAACUAUUAGUCUCAGGUAGUACAGGGUGGGGCAAAAGUAGGUUUACAGUUUGUAUGAAAAAUAAUCCAAUAAUUAAUAAAUAAAUAUAGGAAUAAACUCACAUACACUGUACACCUACUUUUGCCCCACGUGGUACUAUCCUGCUCUUAGGCCAGCAGAGGGGGCAAAAUAGAACCAUUCUGGCUUUAGUUUUCAUUUUGACAACUUCAGUCAUCCAAUUGUUCUAUAAACAGUAAAGGGAAGGGAAAUUAUAUAUGAAAGAGGAAAAUUUAUUUUCAAGGCCCUCACAGAACAUGCUAGAAAUUGAAUAAAAUGUUAAAUACUUUGGGCUUUUUUCUCUAGGAGUUGAAGUACAUAAAAGUAACCUCUUCUAUGAUCUUUAUUACUCAGUAAUUCUAUCGGAGAAGUAUAUUGUCACCACGUUAUGUAUGUAACAUAAGGAAAUUUCAGGGGCAUAGAGGUUAAAGUACGCGUCAACAUCCAAGCAGCGGUGAUGAAGAGGCCAGUCUUCAACCAGAGAUUUGCCUGUUCCCUAAAACAGUGGUCGCCAACCUUUCAGACCUCAUGGACCACCAGUGGUCCGUGGACCACCGGUUGGCGACCGCUGCCCUAAAUUGCAGAAGUGGUUGUCUAAAUGUGCCUUUAAAAAAAAAAAAAAGUUUUGCCCGGCCAGCGUGGCUCUGUUUGAGCGUCAACCUGUGAACCAGGAGGUCAUGGUUCGAUUCCCAGUCAGGGCAUAUGCCAAGGUUGUGGGCUCCGUCCCCAGUAUGGGGCAUGCAGGAGGCAGCCGAUCAAUGAUUCUCAUCAUUGAUGUUUCUAGCUCUCUCUCCCUCUCUCUCUAUGAAAUCAAUAAAAAUAUAUUUUUUAAAAAGUUUUGAUUUUAGAAGAAAGGGAGAGAGAAACAUCAAUCAGCUGCCCCUGCAUCCCCGCACCAGGGAUCAAGCCAGGGCAUGUGUCCUGACUGGCAACUGAGCCACACCAGCCGGGGCUAAAUGUCCCUUUAAGUAUUGCAUUAGCAGAAUCUGAACAACAGAGAUAUCUAACAAUUAUCUCCUUAGCAUAUGCCACAGAUGGAAUGUUAAGGUAUGUUUGUGCUUUACCCCAUUUACGCAAUCACCAUAUUAGGUAUGUUUUGUAAACUUCGUUUUUUUAGAGGAAAUGCCUAAGAUACACAGCUGGUAAAUAACCUAGUGAAUCUAAGUUUAGACCGCUCUGAUCGCCACAUCCAUGCUCUUACAACCAUUGUCCUGCCUCCUUGCCAAAAGCCCUGGUUUCUCCAAAAAUUGGCUUCUAAUUCUUUUUUUUUUUUUUUUAAAUAUAUUUUAUUGGUUUUUUACAGAGAGGAAGGGAGAGAGACAGAGAGUUAGAAACAUCGAUGAGAGAGAAACAUCGAUCAGCUGCCUCCUGCACAUCCCCCACUGGGGAAGUGCCCGCAACCCAGGUACAUGCCCCUGACCGGAAUCGAACCUGGGACCUUUCAGUUCGCAGGCCGACACUCCAUCCGCUGAGCCAAACCGGCCUUGGCUGCUUCUAAUUCUUGAUUCAUUCAAUUACAUAUUGAGGCAGUGAUAGACUCUGCUUUAAGGAGCUUAUACACUAGUGGGAGAAAAUACUUCUUAGUUCCGAGAUUCACUAAGUGGCCAUGUGAGGAGGGAAGGUACCUGGGUUAUUUUAGGGUGAUGGGAGAAGCACUUAGGGAGGACUGGCUUCAAAUUCACAGGGCCAUGGGUUUAAGUUCAUUUGGAGGGUAUUUGAAGACUCCUGUCAAGAGAGAGCCUUUGAGCUAAUCCUUAAAAGCGUAGGUAGGAGGAUUUCCAUAGACAAUGAGCAUCAAAAUGUACAGGAAAUCACCUGAUUAAAACAAGCAGAUACUUGCUGGGCCUGGAGUGGCUCGGUUGAGUGUCAUACUGUGCACCGAAAGGUUGCCAGUUCAACUCCUGGUCAGGCCAUACUAGUGUACCUGGGUCUCGGGUUUAGUCCCAUAUGGAAAUGUUUCUCUUACAUAGAUGUUUCUCUCCCUCUCCCUUCCUCUCUCUGUAAAAUCAAUUUUUAAAAAUCAUUAAAAACAGAAACGAGCAGACACUCAAGAAUUGUAGGAUGGUAGAAAAAAAGACUGAUGUAGAAAAGUUCACUGAUGUAAGAACUCUUGAUGCUUUACUAUGGAGUUUGAAUUUUAUUAGGGAAAAUGACCUAAAGAUUUAUCAGUGCAGUGACCUAAUUGAAAAUAUCCAAGAGGAGUUUUAGGAAGAAAAAUCCUGAAGCAGAAUUCAGAAUAAAUUGGAGAGAGGAGACAUUUUAUAGAAGGGGGCCCAGAAAAAUGGGAAGUAGUUGCCUUCCGAAGGUGCCCCAUUUUUAAAACUUACUCUCUUGGCUGUAUUUGAGUAUAUGAAGAAUGUUGGAUGGAGGAACAAGGUACUGUUUGGACUUGUCCAUGCUGUGACAGGGCUCCAGGUGUGGUAGGUGAGGUCAUAACCAAACACUUGUACUUCAGGAUGGACUUGGCUCAGGGGUGGGGACCAGUUUCUAAUCUUUGCCUUGGGGUGAAAGGAAUGUGAGCUGUAAUACACAGGCUGCUAAAACAAAGCCAGCUCUUUGCCACCUCCUUGCACAGGUAAGUAGAAAGCCUUGCUAAACUACCAAAUGGCGGAUUUCUUUUUUCAAAAGAUUGCAGUUCUCUAAGUGCUCAAAGAUUCAGUCUACUUUCUACCAACAAGAGCCUUCCUCCUCGUUGGUUCUGUUCUUCAGGUUCUCGGCUGGAAUCAUUUGUCCCUUCUGUCUCCUCCUGUGUAGAUUGUCAUUAGAAGGUAAAACAAACAAGGGUGUUGUAACAAUUGUGAAUACCCAAGUAGCUUGUAAGGCGUGACUCUGUUCUCAAGAACCCAUGUCCACACAAGCUGUGUUUUUCUUCAGCAUUUAGAAUUAUUUUUUCCUUCAACUUAAUAGAUUUGUUGGAAUUAGUGGUAUAAAUUCACUUUUAAAUGUUUAGGAUUAAAUUAUUUUGUUAAAGUGUUUAUAGUGUUCAAUUACAGAGCCAUGACUAUAUUCUUAAUAAAUCAGAAGUCUAUGAACAAGCAUGCUUUGUAAGUCUCCAGCAAUCUAGCUAGAAUAUUGGAAUAUCAAAAGUGCAGCUGUCCAAAAAACAGGGUCUUUUUUUUCUUUUUUGUCUCCAAAAGAAAUAACUGCAUUGGGGUGGGGGGCAGAGAAUGAGGCUAUAAGGUUAAAUUAGAGUGAAAGAAAUCCUUCCUUAUAGUGUUGUAGAGCAUGUCUUUGUAAUUCACACUUGGAUUUGAAUCUAUGGGUUUUAUAAUUUAGAAAACAGCCUUUCUGUAAAAUUCACAUCUCAUACCCUCCCAUUAGCUGGUGUUAAAUGUCUAGGCUUUAGGUCCCACUUUUAGUGCAUUUUCAUUUGCAAUUUAUACCCUUUUAUAACCAUUUACAGAGUAAAUUAAGGUGAAGAUGUUUUAUUUUUCUUUAUUUAAAAUGCUUUUUAAAUUAUAAGUGGAAGGAGUAACAAAGCCAUGCAUUUGAAGGAGAAUAACCCAUAGAUAGGACACCCAAAUUGUUUCUUGUCAAAUUUAUUUUCUCAGCAAGACAUUUUCUAAACCCAAAAUGUUUAUUUAUUCCCCAAAAUGGAAAUUCUUGAUUUUGUUGCUGAAUAUAAAUGUAAUAUAUAUAAAUAUAUAUAUUUGUUUCAUAAAUGUAAACAAACAAGUAAAAGUCCUUUAUAUAUAUAAAAUCACAAGUUUCAGUUCCCAUUGCUCGAUGUUCACAGUUUGGUAUAACUUUUUCUGAGCAAAUACUAAGAAUUUUUUUUAGUAUUUUGUAUAUAUGUCUUAUAAGUAUGUGUUUUAAUAAAAGUGAGAUUAUGCUACA
Myotis daubentonii (Daubenton's bat) is the source of this 7973-nucleotide messenger RNA. RefSeq names its product zinc finger CCHC-type containing 8 (gene ZCCHC8). Gene Ontology annotation, biological process: RNA processing. Lineage: Eukaryota; Metazoa; Chordata; Mammalia; Chiroptera; Vespertilionidae. The record is from RefSeq and is a predicted model, not a curated record. Gene Ontology annotation, cellular component: catalytic step 2 spliceosome. The transcript is spliced from 14 exons. Gene Ontology annotation, molecular function: RNA binding; zinc ion binding. The coding region runs from base 725 to 2845 and encodes 706 amino acids.